GCCAUGCGGAGUGAGAUCCUGCUCCUUGCGGUCCUCGUGGUCGUCGAGAGUCACGCUCAUUUCAAUUUUUUCAUUACCGAAGACGAGGUCCUCAAGCUCCUAGGUAUCAAUGCAGAGCUCUUCUACGUGCACAAAGGAGUAGUGAACAACUACGCUCUCAAUUUCGUCGUGAUGAUACCAUCUCAUAUAAAUGAAAUCCUGUUUUCCUGGCAAAGUCUCUUGAAUUAUUCGUUGCCGUACGUAAUAGCAUUGAAGUACAGCCAUGGAAGUAGAGGUGCUCUGCUACCCCCGCAGAUGAAUAUUUCAUCAACUGGUGUGAUACCAACAUCUGUGCAGACAUUCAGUAUCAAACUAAUAUGCACAGGAAACAAAAAUGCGGAAAUAACCGUUGAAAUUCAGCUCAAUGUGAGCACUCACAAACACAAGAACGCUACAACUCUUCGAUUUAGAAGGAACAAGAUCUGCCUCAAAAGUAUCGAUACAUCUCGAAACGAUUCGAUCCGAUUCGAGGCCGGAACAUUGGGAGCAACAACGGGGUCUCUUUAUGUAGCCGUUGCCUGUGCUCUUGCUAUGAUUACUCUUAUUGUCGUCGUGACGUCUGCUAUUUGUGUGAAGAAGAAAAGUCGCAAUCAGGAGCCCACUUACAUGACCGCCCUCUACGACAGCAACCCGCACAUGUUCCUGCGCUCGGCCCUGGGAAGACCGCCAAGCGCCGAGAGUGGCAGCUACGCGACAAUAGCUAGUGUCCACAAAGGUCCCCCUUCACCUUCUCCAUACGCCACCAGCGACGCUUGCCAAUUUUAUUCUUCGAGCGAUGCAUGCAGAGUUUCCUAUUACGCUUCAUCACAAAUCAUGUUGAUUUCCCAGGUGUCCAUGCAGGAUCCGCGCCACGUGGACCCGAGCAAGCGGUUGCGCUCUCUAUCGGUCCUGCGAGAAACUAUUACGUUAGAUUGCGUUUUGGAAGAGGGAAUCUUCGGCAGGAUUUAUCAAGGCACUUACAGGCAGCAGCACGUUAUAGUGAAAUCUACGAAAGAAAAUGCAUCGAAGCGACUGAUGAGUCUCUUCCUGGCAGAAGGAUCGAUGAUGUACGGAUUAGAACACAAAAACGUCUUGACCAUAUUGUGCGCCAACCUGGAUGAUCCCAAGCAACCCUUGCUCGUUUACCCUUACUCUAAUAGAGGAAACUUGAAAAGGUUCUUAAUAAAAUGCCGUCAAAAGAAGGAGAAUAACAUUGUGCUAUCUACCCAGAAUUUAGUCGACAUGGCCAUACAAAUCCUCUUAGGCGUUAUGUAUUUGCACGGCCAGCAUAUUUGCUACAAAGACGUAGCGGUAAGAAACGCAGUGGUAGACGAGAAACUUCAAGUCAAGAUAAUGGACAAUUCUCUAUCGCGAGACCUCUUUCCCAACGAUUAUUUUUGCCUGGCCGAUCAGGAGAGCAAACCCAUCAAAUGGAUGGCUUUGGAAAGCUUGCUUUACAAUCAAUUUAGCGCUGCUUCCGAUGUGUGGUCUUAUGGAGUAGUGCUGUGGGAAUUAUCAACCAUGGCGCUACAGCCAUACGUCGACGUGGACCCUUUCGAGAUCACGACGUACUUGAAAAAAGGUUACAGACUUAGCCAGCCUCUUGGAUGUCCCGACGAACUAUUUGCUGUCAUGACUUACUGUUGGAUGACCAGUACUACUGAGCGUCCACAGCCUAAUCAACUCUUAGCGUACCUACAAGAUUUUUACACAGCUUUAUGUAGAUUUAUUUAAACAGGGUGCUACAGCAACUAGACCAGGCUUAUACACUUUCUUAUUAUCUAUAAAAAUGUGAGACUGAAAUUUGUAAGACAAUUAGCGCGUAGUAAGAGUUUAAAUGAGAUGAAAAGAAAACUUUUAAAAUAUUUACUUCCCGAAUGUUUACUGUGCAAAAAACUUCACUAUCACCACAUAUUUAGUAAGAGUUUCUAUUUCCACGCAGCUUUUCGUUUCGUAAAAAUCUAUUUUUAACUUGAUGAAUUUAUUAACAUGAAAUAUUUCAACAUAUCGUACUAUGUACUACUGUUUAUCCCAUUUUAUUUAUUUUUGGCGCGAGUUCGUUCUGCCUGUUCAUUGAAAAAUCUGAAAAUUUUCCAACUUACACUACAUAUAUUAUUCGUGAAAAAUGAUUCAUCGGGACCCGGUUUUACUUUUCUCGCAAACAUUUUACGUAUGAAGUCAUUUCCUUGAACAUAAAAAUAUGUACUUAUGUAUGUACAUACAGUGUGAUUCCAAAACGUGCUUUAUUUUAUCGGGAUGAGGGUAUUGAAUUCGAUCAAAUCGAGUAAUUAAUAAUUAUCUUUAUAAUUAAUUUUUAUCUUAUAAAUACGUACCUUUGCAUACCUAUAUGAGUUUUAAAUAUUUGUCAACAAAAAUUUGAUUUAUAUCGUGCAUAAGUAUAAUAAUAAUUAUUAUUUAAUGCAAUAAUUAAAUGCAGGGUUUUCUCGAACUGAUGCCACUAAAUUAUAGGGGUGGUAGUUUGCAU
Molecule: messenger RNA, 2503 nt
Organism: Phyllotreta striolata
Lineage: Eukaryota; Metazoa; Arthropoda; Insecta; Coleoptera; Chrysomelidae
Source: the annotation of a GenBank genome assembly